AUUGAAUUUUAUUACAUAGAACUUAUAAAUACACUAAUCUUGUGAUAUAGUUUUAUAUGAAAAAAGAGAAGAUUUUAAUUUUUUAAGGAUUAUAAAAAUGUCCUCCAAUACCAUGAGUCUUGGAAUUUCCAGUAAUAGUAGUGUCAUCAGCUUCCACUUUUGUUCUUGUACUUGUCAUAACAAUUUUAGUUUCUUCUAUUCAUUUUUGUCAGCUUUUUUGUCUUUUGGGUGUACAAUUUCAUUACCCAAAAUGGACUCUAAUAAAAACAACUCCUAUUUUGUUUCUUGUUCUUGAAGAAAAAGACAAGUGAAUUGAUCAACUUUUUUUCAGCUCUUUUAGUUUUAUUGGACUCUUUAAAAUAUUCCAUUCAGUUACUACAGAGAAAUGGUGAAAGCAUCUUCAGUAGCAAUGGUUUCUUUAGACAUUUGCAGCAGAGAAGCAAUUGUGCUAGUACUAGGCAAAAUUCCCAAACCCUUUAUUCUGUGCGAUCAUCAGGUAUGAUUUUGAUGGUCGUGUUGGAUGUUGGAUUGGGAAUGAGAAAGGAAAAUGGAACAAAUUGGCUACAAGGACAAAGGCACCCAACUUGGGAAUGAGCAUUUCACCUAUGGCUUCCUAUUCUGCUCUAACAGAAACCCGAUGUUCAUCUCUUGCAAAGUUUUAUGAGGAGGUUCUAAAAGAUGCUAGGGAAAAGUUUACACAGGAGAUUUCAUUUCAGUCCAAGGACAAAGAUAUUUCCCUGGCAAAGACUUUGCUCUGUGUUGCUUCUGAAGACGAGGCAUUUAUGGCUUUCAACCGGGAAAUGGAUGCUUAUUCGCUCCAAAAUGAAAGGAGAUCGACUUCAUUGCCGUCUGAUAACCUAGACUGGAAACACGUGGAAUCCAUGCUUCUGGGUGGAAAGAAUAUGAGUGAGUGGAUGGCUGAAUUGGAUUCCAUCGCAAGGGAAGUUGAGGCGGAGCUAGUUCCGAGAGAUAUAGGUUGCCAUUUUGUUGAAGUUUUGGAUGCAGUGAAUGUUGUUCUUUUUAAGUCGAGGGGUUUCAAAAGGUCGUCCGUGAUUGUGGAUUCGAAGUGUUCGUACCUGCAUUCAGUAUUAAGCUCUGGAUAUUGUAGUGCAAUUUUGCUUAGUGUCAUUUACAUUGAAGUUUGUCGAAGACUUAAUCUGACCAUUGUGGGAUCUCGGAUCGGGGAAGAAUUUUUGAUAUGGCCCCAAACUGGAAACCCUGAGGAGCUGUUCAAGGUUACUUCUGGUCACAGCUUGUUUGGUAUUGUUAAUGGCAAGUGUGUCAAUGACCCUAGAUCGAAGGCAUCGGACAUUGAUAGCAAUUCACUGUCAGGGCUUGAGAUUGCAACAAACCGAGAUAUUAUUGGAAUUGCUUUGGCUAAUCUCAUGAGGAUUCACUGGAAACGUGCGUCAAGAGCAAAUCAUGGUUUGAUGCUGACUUCUCCGCUUAGGUCUGUGGAUAACUCUGAUGAGAAGUAUAAGAAGACCGAUGCUUCAAGUGUACCUUUACUGCGGCCUCAAGAUUUGAGGCUGGCUAUUAUGGCUUCGCAAAGAUUGCUGAUUCUGCAGCCGCACAAUUGGGCUCUGAGGAGAGACCACGGCAUGAUGUUAUACUAUAGCAGGGAGUACGAGAAGGCGGUCCAGGAGCUAAGCAUUUGCAUGGCCUUUGCACCAGAAGAAGAGGCUGAUGUUCUAGAGGCGUUUGUUGAGAAGUUACACUUGUUGCGGGUCGAGUCAUCAUGGAAGAAUCUGGGACGUAAAGGUCGGUUAACAGUUACUUGACUUGUUUGUACAAAAGCUCUUUCUGGCUAGUUGAGCCAUAAUAGUCAAUCGAGCUUGUAUUCGAAUACAACCUGUAGAAUUUUCGCUGUAACUUCCUUUUUUGACUUCUGUAAAUAUUUUCCUUGCGUUAAAAAAGCUUCAUUUUCUGAGUUUCCAUAACAGGAAUGAAUGAUAUUAACUUUGAAGGGAAAGUUCCUUU
Messenger RNA from Lycium barbarum (goji berry), 1980 nucleotides. RefSeq lists its product as uncharacterized. Lineage: Eukaryota; Viridiplantae; Streptophyta; Magnoliopsida; Solanales; Solanaceae. The record is from RefSeq and is a predicted model, not a curated record. The coding region runs from base 591 to 1781 and encodes 396 amino acids. The transcript has 9 exons.